UUAGUUCACAUCAAUGUCAGGAUUAAAAUAACCAAUAACAAGCACACCAACUAUUUAUUGAGGCCUCAAAGCAUCCCCAGAAUAGCUCCCAAAAAAAAUCAAAGGAGAUGGUGAAGCAGGAAAACAGUGAUGAGGCUGAAGCAGUUACUCAUCCACUCUUGCAGGACCUCAAGUCCUUGGAAGGUCAAAACUCAUCAUCAUCAGAAAAAGGCGCUUCAUUUUCUGGGGCUGUCUUCAACAUCUCAACCACAAUGAUUGGAGCUGGGAUCAUGUCAAUUCCAGCAACCAUCAAGGUCCUAGGCAUAGUUCCUGGGUUCAUUCUCAUAUUGUUGGUGGCCUUGGUUGUGGAGGUCACAGUGGAGUUCUUGCUCAGGUACACAAACUCAGGCGAGUCUUCUACCUAUUCUGGCAUGCUGGGUGAGUCUUUUGGACCCUGGGGUUCCAUUGCUGUGCAAAUUUGUGUCAUUAUCACCAACCUUGGCUGCCUCAUCAUUUAUUUCAUUAUCAUUGGGGAUGUUCUAUGUGGAAGUCAUUCUGGAGGAACCUUGCACUUGGGUAUUUUACAAGAAUGGUUUGGCUUCCACUGGUGGAAUUCUCGUGCUUAUGCGCUUCUCUUCAUUGCACUCUUUGUGAUGCUUCCAUUAGUCUUGUUACGCCGAGUAGAGUGCUUGUUGCUUAAUUACAGAUUCACUAGGCACACUUCAGCAGUGUCCAUUCUGCUAGCAGUGGUUUUUGUUGUCAUAUGUUCUGCAAUGGCAAUUUACGCAUUGUGCAAAGGGAAGACUCAGAAACCGAGACUAUUUCCGGAUUUUGCACAUCAAGUCUCAGUAUUUGAUCUUUUCACCACCAUCCCAAUUCUUGUGACAGGUUUUGGAUUCCAUGUCAAUAUUCAUCCAAUUAGAGCAGAGCUUGGUAAACCUUCUGAUAUGAGAUCAGCUGCUCGGAUUUCUCUUGUGAUCAGCAUCAUCAUUUACUUUUCUAUCGGUUUCUUUGGCUACCUAUUGUUUGGCGAUUCGGUAAUGGAUGACAUACUAGUAAACUUUGAUCAAAGUUCUGAUUCCACAAUUGGGCAGAUAAUCAAUGACAUUGUUCGACUGAGCUAUGCAGUUCACCUCUUGUUUGUGUUUCCUAUCAUGAACUUUUCCUUAAGGGCCAACAUAGAUGAACUGCUUUUCCCAAAUAAGCCUAUUUUGGCCCAAAGCACCUCAAGAUUUCUGUCCCUCACUUUUGUGCUGCUCUCCUUUACAUACAUUGUGGCAAUAGCUAUCCCAAGCAUAUGGUACUUCUUUCAGUUCAUGGGAUCCACUACCGUAGUUUGCCUCUCAUUUAUAUUCCCAGCUGCUCUCAUUCUUAGGGAUGGGCAUGGUAUAUCAACAAGAAGGGACAAGAUAAUUGCAAUAUUGGUGAUUAUUUUGGCUGUGGUGACAAGCUCAAUUGCAAUGUCUACCACUCUUUACAAUUCAGCUCAAGGCUAGCCAUCAUAUUAUUAUAAACUGCUUUACUACACUUGAAGUCAAAGAGGCUGAACUUGGCAGAUUAGGCGUAGGUUUUUGAAAGCCACACAAUCUGCCUCAGUGUAUAAUACAUUGUACACGUAUUUGUUCUACUAUUAGUGACUAUGGAAUUCAUCAAAUUUGUCCUCGCUGUAAUUAUCUUCUGCAAUAAAUCUGUAGUAACUUUGAGACAUCAA
This is a messenger RNA of Prunus avium (sweet cherry), 1690 nucleotides long. Lineage: Eukaryota; Viridiplantae; Streptophyta; Magnoliopsida; Rosales; Rosaceae. The record is from RefSeq and is a predicted model, not a curated record.